Molecule: messenger RNA, 1011 nt
Organism: Fukomys damarensis (Damara mole-rat)
Lineage: Eukaryota; Metazoa; Chordata; Mammalia; Rodentia; Bathyergidae
Gene: Ucp3
Product: uncoupling protein 3
Exons: 6
Coding region: 85-1011 (308 amino acids)
Biological process (GO): response to cold; mitochondrial transport; mitochondrial transmembrane transport
Cellular component (GO): mitochondrial membrane
Molecular function (GO): oxidative phosphorylation uncoupler activity
Source: RefSeq, a predicted model, not a curated record
UCCCCACACUGAAGCCCAGGGCCUCCAGUAGCCUCUCUUGGAGCUUGCUGGUCCCCGGAGGGACUGGCCAAUCUUGCUGGGACCAUGGUUGGACUGAAGCCUUCAGAAGUGCCUCCCACAAUAGCUGUGAAGUUCCUGGGAGCAGGCACUGCAGCCUGUUUUGCUGAUCUCCUCACAUUUCCACUAGACACAGCCAAGGUCCGCUUGCAGAUCCAAGGAGAGAAUCCAGCAGCCCAGAGAGUGCAGUACCGCGGCGUGCUGGGCACCAUCCUGACCAUGGUGCGCACUGAGGGCCUCCGCAGCCCCUACAAUGGGUUGGUGGCUGGGCUGCAUCGCCAGAUGAGCUUUGCCUCCAUCCGCAUCGGCCUCUACGACUCUGUCAAGCAGUUCUACACCCCUGCAGGGGCAGACCAUGCCAGCAUCGCCAUCCGGAUUCUGGCCGGCUGCACAACGGGGGCCAUGGCGGUAACCUGUGCCCAGCCCACGGAUGUGGUGAAGGUCCGAUUUCAGGCCAGCAUACGCCUGGGGCCGGAGAGUGACAGGAAAUACAGUGGGGCUAUGGAUGCCUACAGAACCAUCGCCAGGGAGGAAGGGGUCAGGGGCCUGUGGAAAGGAACUUUGCCCAACAUUACAAGGAAUGCCAUCGUCAACUGUGCCGAGAUGGUGACCUACGACAUCAUCAAGGAGAAGCUGCUAGACUCCCACCUGCUAACAGACAACUUCCCCUGCCAUUUUGUCUCUGCCUUUGGAGCCGGUUUCUGUGCCACAGUGGUGGCCUCCCCGGUGGACGUGGUGAAGACCCGGUAUAUGAACUCAUCCCCAGGCCAGUACCGCAGCCCCCUGCACUGCAUGCUGAAGAUGGUGGCCCAGGAAGGCCCCACAGCCUUCUACAAGGGCUUUACCCCUUCCUUUCUGCGUCUGGGAGCCUGGAACGUAAUGAUGUUCGUAACCUAUGAGCAGUUGCAACGGGCCUUGAUGAAAGUCCAGAUGAUGCGGGAAUCACCAUUUUGA